Messenger RNA from Babesia ovata, 1773 nucleotides. Its product is annotated as general transcription factor IIH polypeptide 4 GTF2H4. The coding region runs from base 1 to 1773 and encodes 590 amino acids. Gene Ontology annotation, cellular component: transcription factor TFIIH core complex; transcription factor TFIIH holo complex. Lineage: Eukaryota; Apicomplexa; Aconoidasida; Piroplasmida; Babesiidae. The record is from RefSeq and is a predicted model, not a curated record. Gene Ontology annotation, molecular function: ATPase activator activity; double-stranded DNA binding. Gene Ontology annotation, biological process: nucleotide-excision repair. The transcript has a single exon.
AUGGAAGAACGUUUCUUUAACUACCUUCGCCUUUUAGGCGAGCCUGUUUGGAGGCGCCUUUUUAGGAGGCGAGCUCCAUUGCGCGCCAUUUUACGCAGCCUGGGUGAGCUGGAGCGGCUAAUAAUUUUGAGACUAUUAAACAUUAGGCAGGCUGUUUCAGAGCGUGCAUUGAGAUUGUGGAUGAAUCCGAAUUCGUUUACAGAUUUGCGAAAGGCUUUAUCCUUAUUGCAGUCGUAUCACAUAAUCCAGAUAUCUGAUAAUCGAACAAAGGAAGGGAAGCACCAGUAUGAAUUACAUAAGGACUUUAAGACAUCGCUGCUGGCGGAAAUCUACGACACUUCAACCGAUUUCGACAGCGGAUUGCAGCUGUUGGGCAAUAUAAGCAACACCGUACAAAACGAUUCAAAGAAAAAACCAUCAUUUGCAACGCUUGUAAAGCAUUCGAAAGAACGUCUAGAUUUCCUUGUUCUAUUUUUAGUGUCAAGCCAAGUGCGACGACAUACUCUGAGGGCAAACAAAAUUGCGAAAAAGUUAAAAAAGUUAGAGAAGUCGAAGGACCCCAGUGUAAAAAAUUCUUUGUUAAACAAAAAGAUCAAGUCCUUGGAACACCAGCUAGCAGCACUCAGUAAACGUGGAAGCAUGGUGUCUAUGGAUCUGUUAAAAAUUUUCCAAAGAUUCAACAUGAUAGCAGAAGAUAAUAGGAAAAACAAGGUUCACGGUGCGGACGUAGGCAUGAGCCGGCAGGCAUUAAGCUGGUUGUUGAAGGGUGUCCACGGCCAGUUGAUAAUUCUAUUGGUGGGACACUUACAACAAAUCGAAGGAGGAUAUUUAACGAGUAUGACUGGGUCUAAGCCUACAAAGUUAGAUUUGGACACCAGGGAAUAUAGUGAUAUCACUGGUACUGAUAAAGCAACUGGGGAGAGAGUGGAAUUGGCAAUAACGACAAUUACGGAAUCCAUAGAUUUCCUUUUGUCACUUUCACAAGCCAAAUUUGGUGAUAUAUUUAGUAUUGUUAGUCUAACAAAAACACAGCAGAGGUUGGUAAAGCUUCUGACGGAGAUGGGCAUAUUAUAUGUGGAUUCAACCAAAGGAUAUUUUUACGUAUUUGACCUUACAUUUUUGGUUGGCAGGAAUGAGUCGGACGUCAACCGUACGCCAAGGCUAUCUAUGUCCAUUUGUGGAGCCACAGACAGCAAAAUAGUCGUGCAAAGCAAUUUCAAGGUCUAUGUAUAUACGGCAAACGCCUUACAAAUAAGCGUUUUAAGUCACAUAUGCGAAUUACAGGCAAGGACACCCAAUCUAGUGAUUGGCGUUUUGACGCGGUCAAGCGUUCAGGCUGCUUUCAAAAGCGGCAUUACUGCCGAGCAGAUCAUACGAUUUUUUGAAUCAAAGAGCCAACAUGAAGAUGCCAAUCUGUCUGCAUUGGCAAUGCGAGUGCCGGAAAAUGUGCGACGGCAAUUAAAAAUGUGGGAGGGCGAACGUAACAGGUUAGAGCUCAUUAAUGCUAUAUUGUUCAAGCGCUGGGACACUGAAUUCAUGCCUGAGUUAUUCAAACGGACAGUGAGGUGGGCGCAAGUAAAACGUUAUGAUCUAUUCCAUACACGAUGGCCACCUGAUUUAUACUCUCAAGACUACCAAAUAUGGUUGAAAAACGAAAAGUACUUGGCCUGUACUUUUGAGUCCAAGGAGGAAGUGAUUGACAAGAUCAAGCAAAUUAGAAUGUCAUUAGCGGAAGAAAAAAGCCGUGCGACGUCGGAUUCGACAUAUAGAUAG